Molecule: messenger RNA, 2060 nt
Organism: Peromyscus eremicus (cactus mouse)
Lineage: Eukaryota; Metazoa; Chordata; Mammalia; Rodentia; Cricetidae
Gene: Erich3
Product: glutamate rich 3
Exons: 7
Coding region: 211-1782 (523 amino acids)
Source: RefSeq, a predicted model, not a curated record
AAGGCAGUGUUCCUGGAUCAGGUUAAGGCUUCCUGGGGCACCCAUCUCAUCUUAUCAGUGGGCUUGCCAAAAGUACCCGAAAACUCACAGGUCUUUCCCUAAAACUCUCUGUGUCCUCCAGGCUUAGCUUUGCCAUUAGGGCUGGACAUACUGAAAGCCUGAUGGGUAGAACUUCCUCCCUACUAGGGAAUCUUCCAAUGGGAACUUUCCAUGUUUGCCAAGGGCAAGAAAGCAAUGAUGAAAUUCAGGAACUACAUGGGCAAUUCCCAGAGGCCGGAUACCUACCAACUUCCAGACAUUAACAGUUACCUGACACCUAUCCCCCCGACACCCCAACCUCAAGCAGGAAAGAUCUCCAGGGAGAACAGGUCUGAGCCUUGGAGGAGGAAGAGGCUGCGUCCCAUCACGGCUCCCAAUGGCUUAGAGCCCCUCUACACCAGGGAUCCGGGAAGGAUUUACAAAGCAGCACCACAUAGCAAUGCAGUUAUCACAAUGGUCUACUUUGGGAAGAAUGUGCACCUAUCUUACGAAGACACAGACUUUCGAGAUGAAAUCAAGAUUUAUCAACAGCACUGUGGAGGAGAGAACCUUUGUAUCUACAAAGGCAAACUGCUUGAGAAAGACACCUUUCAGUUUAUCUCCAAACGACACCAUGGCUUCCCCUUCAGCCUCACCUUCUUUUUGAACGGGAUUCAAGUGAACAGGCUCAGCUCCUGUUGCGAGUUCAAGCACCGUAGGAGCUCGAGGCUCGGAGGCAAGAGAGGCUACUUCGGGAUUGUGAAUGUGGAGAAGGCAUCUCCUUGCUACAGGUGUAUUAUUGCCAUGGGCCUCGACAGAAAACCAUCUCCAACAAAACCUAGGAAGGAAAAGACUGCUGAGAAGGAGGAGGAACCACUGAAGAAGAGUCAGGGGAAACUGAGGAAGGACAGAGAUAAUACACCAUCGAGAAGGAGCAAGAUGGAGGGGAAAGAAACCUUGGUCUCAAGCACUUUUUCAGCAGAGGAAAUAAAGUCAGGCGUCAGAGAAGUGAGAACGGCUAUAGAGGAAAUGGAAUGGAAGGGCGAGUCAGGACAAGAUGUUUGGGAAGAGGACCAGGAGAACACUUUUAAAUACGACUACGAAGAAGAUUUCGAAGUAGAUGAGGAAAAACAAGAUGAGAGAGCUGAAGACCAGGGUCAGGCUGAAGAUCAGAUGAGUGCAACAUCCAGGUCACCCACUGAAGGGGAAAAGGAUAAUUUUAGCCUUGAAAAGGAGGAGGCAGCAGAUGUGCACGACAGUGACAACCGUGAGGAUGGGUGCUCCGACAGUGAAGAGGAGGAUGGACAAGAUACUAAGACCCUUUCAUCGAUCUCAUCUAGAAGUCACCCGUACUCUAGCGACAGUGAAGACGAAUCGACGGAGCUGUGUGCAGAAGCCCACUCUGGAAACAGUGCAGGGGGAAGUUCCACAAGUUCCUCUUCUCACGACCUGCAGGAAAACGAUGACCAAGGAAAAUUCCACUUUCCGGUCGAGGAGUCCUUGGAAACUGAGAUCGAAGAGCAAGAAAUCACAAAAGUAGAUGUGGAUAAUGGCCCUCCAUUGACAGAGGUUAGAUAUAUACACGUUACUGAGGAAGAACCAACAGAGGGAACCCAAGAGAUUACAGAAGCCAAGAUGUCUAGGCAGCCUGCUUCUCCAGAGGCAAAGGCUAAAGGUCAGCUCCAGGUGGGAGGCACAACUGUGGUGGAGGACAGAAAAGCAGGCCUCCCUGGGCUGGAAGAGGAGGGUAAGUACAGCCAAUGAGAUGACACGCUCACGUGCCUGUGCAUGAAAGCUGAUCUGGUCAUUGCGACUGCCAGAGCUGGGCAAUCAGUCUGGAUGAGUCUGGAAGGAUUCUAUAUUUCCCUUUCUUCUUGUCACAGAAUUUCACGUGUAUUUUCAGCUUGCUGUUUUCCUUCUAUUGCGUUUUAAAAAUGACUUGAUCAUUCUUACAUAGCCUGUUUCCUAUUUUCUGUAAAUUCCUUCCUAUGGUAAUUCUAUCUCAAAAAUCAAAUAAAACACCAUACAUGUGUGAAGUCAAA